AUGGCGAUCUUCAGGCAGCUGUCCCUGCGUGCAAAGGCUGCCCUGGCCGCCGGCACUGUCUUCGUGUCCAUGAUUGUGUCCCGCUCCUGUCUGGCGGGGAGCCUUGAGCUCCGGGCCUGGCGUUGGCUGUUCCGCCUGCAGCUCGCCCUGUUUGCCAACUCGCUCAUGCUCAUUGGCUCCCUCUACAUCUGGCGGAGCACAGUCAGCAACCUCAGCCACUGCCCGGGCGCCGAGUCCGCCUGUUUCCAGCUCUGGAAGAUGGCGGUUGUGGCGUUUCUGGCCCUGGCCCAUUCCAGCUUCUUCACCAUGCUCUUUUUAGUGGCCGAGGAGCCCUAUCUCUUCUCCUUGGCAGCCUACUCCUGCCUCGGGGCGUACAUCAUCAUGGUCUUCUUCCUCUGCACCCUCAGUGGCAUGGAGCAGGCCUAUCAGCUCGUGGCCUGGCGCAGCGGCAGGGUCGUGGGCGGCCUCGACAAGACAAGGAAGGUGGCGGUCAGGCCGGCCCUGGCGGUGGCAGUGACCGCUGUGCUCAGUGUGGCUGGGCUUCUGAACGCCGCCCAGCCCCCGGCCGUGAAGACCGUGCAGGUGCCCGUCCGUCAGCUGCCUCCCUCGAUGGACGGCCUCAAGAUCGCGCUCCUCUCCGACAUCCACUUGGGCCCCACCGUGGGCAGGACCAAGAUGGAGAUGUUCGUGAGGAUGGUGAACGUGCUGCAGCCAGACGUCACAGUGAUCGUGGGGGACCUCUGUGACGCGGAAGCCUCCACCCUGCGGACGGCGGUCGCUCCUCUGGACCAGCUUCGCUCGCGCCUCGGCGCCUACUUCGUCACGGGGAAUCACGAGUACUACACGUCGGACGUCAGCAACUGGUUCGCGCUGCUGGAAUCCCUGAACGUCAGGCCCCUUCACAACGAGAACGUGAGGAUUUCCGCCACGGGGGCCCAACCCGGGGGCGCUGAGGACGACGACUGGAUCUGCUUGGCUGGGGUGGAUGACAUCGAGGCGGACAUCCUGCACUACUACGGCCACGGCAUGGACCUGGUCAAGGCCCUGGGGGGCUGCCGCCCGGACCGCCCCACCAUCUUGCUGGCUCACCAGCCCCUGGCUGCCAAGAGAGCCCUGCAGGCUCGGCCGGAUAUUAGCCUCAUUCUUUCUGGGCACACGCAUGCCGGGCAGAUCUUCCCCUUGAACGUGGCAGCCUAUCUCCUCAACCCCUUCUUCGCCGGCCUCUACCAGGUGGCCCAGACCACGUUUGUGUACGUCAGCCCGGGCACCGCCUACUAUGGGAUCCCCAUGAGACUGGGCACCAGGGCAGAGAUUACCGAGCUCAUCCUGCGGCGGGCUCCUUGA
Messenger RNA from Puma concolor (puma), 1344 nucleotides. RefSeq names its product transmembrane protein with metallophosphoesterase domain (gene TMPPE). The record is from RefSeq and is a predicted model, not a curated record. NCBI's taxonomy places the organism in Eukaryota, Metazoa, Chordata, Mammalia, Carnivora, Felidae. Gene Ontology annotation, molecular function: hydrolase activity.